Molecule: messenger RNA, 423 nt
Organism: Penicillium salamii
Lineage: Eukaryota; Fungi; Ascomycota; Eurotiomycetes; Eurotiales; Aspergillaceae
Source: the annotation of a GenBank genome assembly
AUGUUCCUUGAUCAGAUGGCCACGAUGGAAUACCCCAAACUUUACGUUGUCUUCGAAAGCCCUCGCUACGGGAACUAUUACCACUGGGCUCUGCAAAUCGAGAACGGGGAAGAAUCAAUUAUUUUCGAAGUCGAGGGAGAACAUCCACAAUUCGUACGAAAAGUUCUUGAAACCAAGGCCGAGGAGUCUGGUAGUUUCCUGGGAAAGGAAUACGUCGGGGUCAUCAGCAAACCCGACAUCCAGAGAGUGAAAGACGUCGCGUCAUCUAUUCAUGUGGACAAUGAGACCGUGGAAUGGGACUGCCAGGACUACGUGCUUGAGAUUCUUGACAAGCUGGAGGAGGAUUAUAUCCUGGAUGAGAAUGAUGAGGAUUACCGUGAUGCUCGAGCUAUUUUGAAGGACAAGAGAGGCUCAAUGGCCUGA